AUGCAACUGCCGAAUUUGCAGACGUGCUGGAUCUGGGCGAUCGGAGGAGGAAAGGCGUGGGCGAGGCCGCACAGAAGAGAGGGAGUCUCGAAUGGAACCGCGUUGAACAGGGGAACGCCGGCGAGUUCGGGGGCCGUCAUCUUCCCCGUCAUGACCCAGGGUCCACUACCUCAACCGCCGUCGCUUCCGUCCGAAUCCAUCUCGGAACCGAUCUGCGAGGAGGAAUUGAACGGACUCUGCGUCGACGUGCGGUCCUACCCCUCGCAGUUGGUGAACGCCGCCGUGAGGAGGAGGUUCACGACGAGGGACCAGGAGAAAGCGGUCUUCGACAACGACCUCGAGGACGACGAGAUCCUCUCCGACGUGGACCGUCCUCCCGUCGACACCCGACUCGGUCCCUCCGGCCUCAUCCCCGGGGAAGACUUCUACACCCAGGAAUCCCCACUCUGCAGAUCCGAGGAGCGAGUGAUAUACCCGAGGGCGGGGAGGACGAAGGAGGGGAAGAUGAAGUUUCUCAUCAACGAUGAUAGAUACGUUCAGGCCGUCAGGGUUGAAAAGUGCUUAUUCCCGGGGAGGCCGUGCAGAUUGGGUCUCGAGAUUCCCCUGGGAUUCCAGACGAUCUGCAGGCAGAAGUUCGUCUUUCGAAAGAUGCUGGCCCUGAACGAAGUGCACGGGGACACGAUCACGGACUUGUUCAAGAUUCCCUCCUGCUGCGUCUGCUAUCUCCAGAACAGCAUACAGCUCAAGUCCGGCAUUUCUUAGAGAGACUCUUCGUCGUUCGGUUCGUGCAAGUGCUUUAACGAGAGUGUGAUAUAACGUCGACCGGGCGAUGAGAAAAAUCCAAGACCGGAACCGUAUCAGUGAGUUGAAUUUCGUCGAUGACCUGUAAUUGACUCGAAAGAUUCAGUCGAAGAAAAGCCUUUUUUUGACAUGGAA
Messenger RNA from Darwinula stevensoni, 936 nucleotides. NCBI's taxonomy places the organism in Eukaryota, Metazoa, Arthropoda, Ostracoda, Podocopida, Darwinulidae. The record is from the annotation of a GenBank genome assembly.